AUGGCAGAUUCUGUUUCGGAUGCUACCAAGCCCAGGAGUUCCAUGGCCUCCACCUCCCGCCGCCAGCGCCGAGAGCGUCGCUUCAGGCGGUACCUGUCUGCAGGUCGGCUGGCCCGGGCCCAGGCCCUCCUCCGGCGACACCCCGGCCUCGAUGUAGAUGCUGGGCAGCCCCCGCCGCUGCACCGGGCCUGUGCCCGCCACGAUGCGCCUGCCCUGUGCCUGCUUCUUCGGCUCGGGGCUGACCCUGCCCACCAGGACCGCCACGGAAACACGGCGCUGCACGCUGCCGCCCGCCAGGGUCCUGACGCCUACACCGACUUCUUCCUGCCGCUGCUGCAUCGCUGUCCCUCUGCCCUGGGAGUAAAGAAUAAGGAUGGGGAGACCCCAGGGCACAUUCUGGGCUGGGGACCCCCCUGGGGUUCUGCUGAAGAGGAGGAAGACGCGUCCAAGGAGCACCAGUGGAGGCAGAAGCUGCAGGAAGAGCUGGAGGACGAGUGGCAGGAGGUCACGGGGCGGCUCGAAGACUAUGCUUCCCAUGAGGCCCCGGAACCCGAGUCCUUCUCAGCCUGGUCAGAUCGCCUGGCCCAGGAGCAUGCCCAGAAGUGCCAGCAGCAGCGUGAGACCAAGGGAGCCUGCCGGCCCGCCCGGGCUGAGGGCCCCCGUCUGGGCUGGCGGCGGCUGGAGGAGGAGCGGAGGCUCUUCCAAGAGCGGGCCAGGGCCAAGGAGGAGGAGCUGCGGGAGAGCAGAGCCAGGCGGGCGCAGGAGCGGGCGCAGGAGGCUCGCAGGGACCUGGGGCCCGGGGCCCAGCAACCCAGGGGAGUGGGCAGGGGUAAUCUCUGGCGCUUCGGUGAUGUGCCCUGGCCCUGCCCAGGGGGGGACCCGGAGGCCAUGGCAGCAGCCCUGGUGGCCGGGGGUCCCCCCUUGGCGGAGAAAGAGGCUCUGAGGAGGUACUUGAGGGCCCAGCAGGUUCGCUGGCACCCGGACCGCUUCCUACAGCGAUUCGGGAGCCAGAUUGAGGCCUGGGAGCUGGGCCGCGUGAUGGGAGCCGUGACAGCCCUUUCUCAGGCCCUGAAUCGCCGAGCGGAGGCCCUCAAGUGA
Messenger RNA from Pipistrellus nathusii (Nathusius's pipistrelle), 1098 nucleotides. The record is from the annotation of a GenBank genome assembly. NCBI's taxonomy places the organism in Eukaryota, Metazoa, Chordata, Mammalia, Chiroptera, Vespertilionidae.